Brassica rapa (field mustard) is the source of this 2247-nucleotide messenger RNA. RefSeq lists its product as uncharacterized. The record is from RefSeq and is a predicted model, not a curated record. Lineage: Eukaryota; Viridiplantae; Streptophyta; Magnoliopsida; Brassicales; Brassicaceae. Gene Ontology annotation, molecular function: nucleic acid binding; RNA-DNA hybrid ribonuclease activity.
AUGGCUAUCCUGAGGUUUGGGUUUCAUCCUAUCUGGACAGAGUGGAUUAUGCAAUGCAUUACUACUGUUAGCUACUCGUUCAUCAUCAACGAUGCAUCAAGGGGACAUGUUACACCAGGACGUGGAAUCAGACAGGGAGAUCCACUCUCCCCGUAUUUAUUCAUCCUCUGCAGCCAACUACUCUCGAGCCUAUGCACAAUGGGUCAAAGCAAGGGAACUCUAAAAGGAAUCAAGAUCUCAUCGGGAGCCCCGCCUAUCAAUCAUUUGUUAUUUGCAGAUGAUACUAUGUUCUUCUGUAAAGCUAAUGAGCAAAAUGCACAGACCCUAAACAAGAUCCUAGCUACCUAUGCAUCAGUCUCUGGCCAGCUUAUCAACUUACAAAAAUCGGCUGUUUCCUUCUCUAAAGGAACAAUCCUAGCCAGAAAAGACCAAAUCAAGCUGAUCCUAGGCAUAGAUAAUGAUGGGGGCUUUGGUAUCUACCUUGGAUUACCGGAGAAAUUUGGUCGGCGUAAGAGAGAUGGCUUCGCAAAUAUUGUAAACAGGAUCAAGAUCAAGUCCAUCAGCUGGUCCUCCAAAUUCCUCUCUCGAGCAGGCAAGAUGAUUAUGCUGCGCACUGUACUCUCUGCUAUGCCUUCCCAUGCAAUGUCCUGCUUCAAGCUCCCCCUUACUCUCUGCGCACAAAUCCAAUCAUUACUGACAAGAUUUUGGUGGGAUGAUUCACAUGAUAAAAGAAAAAUGUCUUGGAUAUCCUGGAAGCGAAUGGCAAGAUCAAAAAAACAGGGAGGUUUGGGUUUUAAGGAAAUUGCUACCUUCAAUGAUGCUUUGCUUGCAAAACUCAGCUGGAGAAUCCUUAAAAAUCCCUCCUGUCUCCUUGCUCGCUGCCUUUUGGGAAAAUACUGCAAGGAUGAAAACUUCUUAUCAAUAAAAGCCUCCACAUCGUCCUCCUAUGGCUGGAAAGGGAUCCUCAUUGGAAGAGACUUACUCAUUAACCAGCUGGGAUGGAUCGUGGGCUCAGGGAAUGAUAUCAGGGUGUGGGACGAUGCUUGGCUUUCGACCACAGAUCAACAACGCCCCUAUGGACCCGCACCGGAAGCUCUUAAAGAGUUAAGAGUAUCAGACCUGAUGCUUCCAAACUCCACAUCGUGGGAUACUCAAAAGAUCGAAAGUAUCCUCCCUUUCCACAAGCAAUCGAUCCUCCAACUCAAACCAUCCAUCUGUAAUGCACCUGAUGAGAUGGUAUGGCUCAAGACGGCCUCUGGGGACUACACUGUAAAAUCAGGCUACAUGGCAAAGGAAGAACAGUCAUGCCUUGCUGAGACCCCUACAUCAGAACCAACAGUGGACUGGUUGGCAAAUGUCUGGAACCUAAAAACCCCAGAAAAAAUAAAAGUUUUUCUCUGGAACUCCCUACAUGCGGCUCUGCCAGUAGGUGAACAGUUUGCCAUUAGGAACAUCCCCCUCUCAACCCGCUGCCCUCGAUGCAAUGAAAUGGAAUCAGUCGCUCAUAUGCUCUUUAAUUGCGACUAUGCUAAAGAAGUCUGGAGUAUAGCUCCGCUUGCAUCGAUCUUUGACCCUAGCUCUCUGAUUACUACUAACAGUGGACUAGACCUCCUCCGACGGAUCCCAUCUCUCCCACCAAUCGGCCUGGGUCCGGGCACGCUUUCAGCUUCAAUCUGUUGGAACCUAUGGAUCUCUAGAAACCAAUUGAUUUUCCAGAAGCGAGUUUUCACACCAAAGGAGACCCUUUUGAAAGCCAUCUGUGAGGCUAGGGAGUGGACUUUUGCUCAAGAUCAAUCCUCCAAAACCCCAUCAAUCCAAAACCGUAUCGCCCAGGAUCCAGAUCCAGACCCCUCACUCACACGCAUGUACACAGAUGCAGCUUGGAAUCCGGUGACAAAAUGCGCUGGUCUUGCUUGGAUCAUCGAUGAUGCGGUAUCAUCUUCCUCUCACUCAGCGACCGAAACUUCUGUAGUGUCGCCAUUGAUGGCGGAAACAUUGGCCUUGCGAAAGGCCAUGACCUCUGCCCUACAUCGUGGAACAACAGAUCUCUUGAUACUUUCAGACUCACAGACCCUCAUCAAACUUGUGAACUCUAAAUGUAGACACCUUGAGAUCGCGACUCUCCUCAUCGACAUUCAACUACUUUCCCCUCUGUUUAAUUCUGUUAAGUUUAAGUUUAUUCCUAGAUUGGAUAACUGUAUGACAGACUCUGUUGCCAAACAGGCUCUGUCUAUGUACCAAACAUGA